Messenger RNA from Ochotona princeps (American pika), 4494 nucleotides. RefSeq names its product WD repeat domain 47 (gene WDR47). The transcript has 15 exons. Lineage: Eukaryota; Metazoa; Chordata; Mammalia; Lagomorpha; Ochotonidae. Gene Ontology annotation, molecular function: protein binding. The record is from RefSeq and is a predicted model, not a curated record. The coding region runs from base 530 to 3313 and encodes 927 amino acids.
AGCUGGCUUAAGUGUCCACGUCUGGGCGACUGGUGCCUCACGCCUGAGGGCUCAGCCCCCUCUCCCCUCCCAGGGCCGCGGAUCCCCAGAGCUUCAGCAAGCCACCCGGCCCUCCGGCCCUGCCCCUUGGCUUCGGGCCCGCCCAGCCCAGUCUCCCUUCGGCUCAGGCACCUGCCUGGCCGCCUCGCGCGGCGGGGUCUUGAGGCGCCUCGGGGAAGCGCAGCGAUUGGCUGCGGCCGGGCGGCUGGAGCUCGGCUCUGGUGGCGCUUGACAACCGCAGUCCGCCAGAGGCUGAGCCGAGCGGUCGGUGGACAGGGAGCGGCGGACACGAGAAGGACCGGCUGGCGAACUGAUGGAGUGACGUGCGGGCGGCCGGAGGGAGGACCGACGCCAAGCCCAGACCGCCGCCCUCUCUUCCUCGCCUCAGCCCGGAGCUGGCCGCUUCGGGGCCCGGCAUCCGGCCUCCCAGCCGCAUUCUCCGCCGCUGCUUCUCCGGGCUUUUCCCGGAGCCCGCCCUCAGGUUAUCAAUAUGACGGCAGAAGAAACAGUGAAUGUAAAAGAGGUUGAGAUAAUCAAGCUAAUUUUGGACUUCCUGAACUCAAAGAAGCUUCACAUUAGUAUGUUGGCACUUGAGAAGGAAAGUGGAGUCAUAAAUGGUCUGUUUUCAGAUGAUAUGCUUUUCCUGAGGCAGUUAAUUCUUGAUGGCCAAUGGGAUGAAGUUCUUCAGUUCAUUCAACCUCUGGAAUGUAUGGAAAAAUUUGACAAAAAAAGAUUUCGUUAUAUUAUCCUGAAGCAGAAGUUUUUAGAAGCUUUAUGCGUUAACAAUGCAAUGUCAGCAGAAGAUGAGCCCCAGCAUGUAAGGUUUUUAUUCCUGAAGCUGGAAUUUACCAUGCAAGAAGCUGUGCAAUGUUUACACGCUCUAGAGGAGUACUGUCCUUCUAAAGAUGACUAUAGCAAGCUUUGUUUGCUUUUGACUUUGCCUCGUUUGACCAAUCAUGCCGAAUUUAAGGACUGGAAUCCCAGCACUGCACGAGUUCACUGUUUUGAAGAAGUUUGUGUCAUGGUUGCGGAAUUCAUCCCUGCUGAUAGGAAGCUAAGUGAAGCUGGUUUCAAAGCAAGUAAUAACCGCUUAUUUCAGCUUGUGAUGAAAGGCCUACUUUAUGAGUGCUGUGUAGAAUUUUGUCAGAGUAAAGCAACUGGAGAAGAGAUUACAGAAAGUGAAGUCCUGCUUGGCAUUGACCUGCUGUGUGGGAAUGGUUGUGAUGAUUUGGAUCUAAGCUUAUUGUCAUGGCUUCAGAAUCUGCCAUCUUCUGUCUUCUCUUGUGCUUUUGAGCAGAAAAUGCUUAAUAUUCAUGUUGACAAACUUCUGAAACCUACAAAAGCUGCAUAUGCUGAUCUUUUAACUCCUCUUAUCAGCAAGCUUUCUCCCUAUCCGUCAUCCCCAAUGAGAAGACCUCAGUCAGCUGAUGCCUACAUGACCCGCUCUCUGAAUCCUGCUUUAGAUGGCCUCACCUGUGGACUGACCAGUCACGAUAAGAGAAUCUCAGACCUUGGAAACAAAACUUCUCCAAUGUCACACUCCUUUGCUAAUUUCCAUUACCCAGGGGUGCAGAACCUCAGCAGAAGUCUCAUGCUUGAGAAUACAGAGUGUCACAGUAUUUAUGAAGAAUCCCCUGAGCGAAGUGAUACACCUGUUGAAGCACAGCGGCCUAUCGGCAAUGAAAUCUUGGGCCAGAGUUCAGCUUCAGAAAAAGAACCUGCAAAUGGAGCACAAAAUCCUGGACCAGCCAAGCAAGAAAAAAAUGAGCUUCGAGAUUCAACAGAACAGUUUCAAGAAUAUUACCGGCAAAGACUGCGUUAUCAGCAGCAUUUGGAGCAGAAGGAGCAGCAGAGGCAGAUAUACCAGCAGAUGUUGCUGGAAGGAGGUGUUAAUCAGGAGGAUGCUCCGGAUCAGCCGCAGAAUCUCACCGAGCAGUUCCUGAGCAGGUCUAUUCAAAAGCUUGGCGAGUUAAAUAUUGGAAUGGAUAGCCUUGGUAGUGAUGUAUCAGCUGUCAGCCAGCAGUGUAAUGGGAACAAAGGCAAUGGAUCUAAUAAUUCUUCUGUGGCUAGUUUUGCUACACCGCCCCAAGACUCUGGUCAGAGAGUAACACAUGAUACUUCAAAUAUCCACACAAGUACUCCUCGCAAUCCUGGAUCUGCAAAUCACAUACCUUUUCUUGAGGAAUCACCUUCUUGUGGAGGCCAAACCUCAUCAGAACCUUCGGUCAUUAAGCCACCUCUGAGUGAUUCUUCAGGGAGUCUGUCAAGGUCAAGAGAAGAGGAUGACAAAUCGAAAAAACAGUUUGUUUGUAUUAAUACUCUAGAAGAUACACAAGCUGUUAGAGCGGUGGCUUUUCAUCCAAGUGGUAGUUUAUAUGCUGUUGGUUCAAACUCAAAAACUCUGAGGGUGUGUGCCUAUCCGGAAGUGAUCGAUCCAAGUGCACAUGACACUCCUAAGCAGCCAGUGGUGCGUUUUAAAAGGAAUAAACAUCAUAAAGGAUCCAUAUACUGUGUGGCUUGGAGUCCUUGUGGACAGUUACUAGCUACAGGAUCAAAUGACAAAUAUGUCAAAGUGCUGCCCUUCAAUGCUGAAACUUGUAAUGCCACAGGACCGGAUCUGGAAUUUAGUAUGCAUGAUGGGACAAUUAGAGACUUGGCAUUUAUGGAAGGCCCAGAAAGUGGUGGUGCUAUUUUAAUAAGUGCCGGAGCAGGUGAUUGUAACAUUUAUACAACAGAUUGUCAAAGAGGACAGGGCCUCCAUGCUUUGAGUGGACAUACUGGGCAUAUUUUAGCACUUUAUACCUGGAGUGGCUGGAUGAUUGCAUCUGGUUCCCAAGAUAAGACUGUUCGAUUCUGGGAUCUUCGAGUACCAAGCUGUGUUCGUGUUGUUGGCACAACAUUCCAUGGAACUGGCAGUGCCGUGGCGUCUGUAGCUGUUGAUCCCAGUGGCCGACUCUUAGCCACAGGGCAGGAGGACUCCAGCUGCAUGUUGUACGACAUAAGAGGAGGCAGAAUGGUACAGAGUUACCACCCACAUUCCAGUGACGUUCGCUCGGUUCGAUUCUCCCCCGGAGCACACUAUUUACUGACGGGAUCCUAUGACAUGAAAAUAAAGGUGACAGACCUGCAAGGGGAUCUCACCAAGCAGCUUCCUAUUAUGGUGGUGGGCGAGCACAAGGACAAAGUGAUUCAGUGCAGAUGGCACACCCAGGAUCUUUCCUUCCUGUCGUCCUCUGCAGACAGAACUGUAACCCUCUGGACUUACAGUGGGUAGAGCGCACCCCAUGACAGUCUGUGCAGAGACCUAAGACUACUGAAUAGUGCAAACUACAGCUUGGAAGAACAUAGACUGUCCCCGAAAGUGGCUUAGCAUGAGCAGGCCCCGUAUUACCAUGUAUCCCGUUGAUAGGAGGUGUUGGGUGGUGGUGUUCUGCAGUGCUAUCAGUCUUCUGUGUGAGCCCGUGCCGCUGUGACCUGCUGUGUAGUCUCAUUGCCAAAGUCCACCCAAGAGCUCUUAACAUUGUCGGUGUGUGCUCCGGGUCCAGGUGGACAGUGUGUUCAUGGUUUAGUAUUAAAUGCAUUCCUUGAUCUUUGCUGAAAUUACAGUUUUAUAUACACAUUGGAAUUGAAUUAUACUUUAAGGAUCUUAUCAUAUAAUGCAACCAAGUUCUAUCCAGAUUAAACAUAGGUGUUCAGAAGUUACUUUUGCUCUUCUCACAGUCCCAUAUUAUAUCACUUGUCUUCUAAAGGUCGGAAUUUUAUCUCUCUCAAAAAUUAUAUGAUUUUUUUUACCUAGGGAUUAUUACGGAGUUUAAAGAUGAGUGGAAAACUGCUUCUUAGUUUAUUAUGUAGUAUAGGGCUUUUCUUUUGUUUCACCCCAGGGAUAAGAUUACUAUUUUGUCACAUGCUUUUGUUUCAGGCUAGAAGGUACACGUGUUUGCUCCAGAACUUGUUAAUUUCAGUUUUUGAAUGCAACAGGAUACCUCCCUUCCAGAUUGUACUGUAGGAGCAGCAGCAGCAGCAGUUAAGUGAUGCAGCACUUGCUGGUACAGUGAAGUUACUGGCUAGCGUCCUUCCUCUGAAAAACUUUGCCAUAGAACACAGCAUGGCUUGAAAUGCUAUGUCUGCAUGAUAAUUUAAAAUGGAAAAUUUAAACUUUGCACUCCAAAAGCCUACUUGGAUUUUUUGCACUGUUUUGUGUAACGCAGAAGAAUGAUUUUAUUUCUACUGCAUUGUAGAUUCUAACAUGUAUCUUUAUUUUCAUAUUGUACAGUAAUUUUACUUUAAAUUAUUGAAUAGGCUAUUUUAUUUAUUUCAAAUGCAGUUGUAUUCGGUUUUAAUUAUUGAACUGUGUGUGCACGGUAUGUAGUAAGCAUUUUUAACCUAUUGUACACAGUGGAAAAGGUACUAAAGUGUAACUGUGCUGUUAUUUCAAUAAAGACUUCUUGACACCUA